Messenger RNA from Pocillopora meandrina, 2948 nucleotides. The record is from the annotation of a GenBank genome assembly. Lineage: Eukaryota; Metazoa; Cnidaria; Anthozoa; Scleractinia; Pocilloporidae.
AUGCUCCAUUUUUCUCCAACUGUUUUCCACAAAAUAGCUGGUGUAUCUGGAGUAUUGGCUAUUGCAUUAGGUGCAUACGGAUCUCAUGGUAAUUAUACUCAUUUUCAUUUUACGUACUCCACUAGCAAACUGUGUUAAUGUCUUGUUUUGAGUAAAAUUUUAUGAAACAGUGGUCGAAUCACUUAAACGACAUGUGAAUCGAUCAAUAUAGGACGUACAACCAUGAAACUUUCUGAUUUACAAUCUUAUUACAGCCUCGUUCCUUAAUGAAGAAGACGCCAAAAAAUACAAAGAGGUAAAUUCAAAUAAACAAUAUUGGGAAUCUGCUUUUGUUUUUUUUCUUAAGUUAAGACAUAUCCCUGAUCUUAAAUUUAGGUGCAAUGUUAGGAACAAAAAUCAGUGAUUAAAAAAAUUGUAAUUAGCUGCUUACUUAAAAGGAUACCCCAGUUCAUAUGCACUUGCACAUCUCCCUGGAUGGAGACAUUUUGAAGGCUUAUGACAUCUUUUCUUUUUCAGUCCUUCAUGACUGGUAACCUGUAUCACCAUCUUCAUAAUUUGGUGUUAUUAGCUGUUCCCUUUACUAAAAGACCCAAUCUGGUAAGAUAAAGCUGUUCUAAUAGCUUAACUACAAAUUAGGUGUGAUGCUGAAAGAUUAAUCUUUUUGAGCCUUGAACCACAACAUACCUUCUCAUCAUUUUUGUGGAUAAUGAAUUGAAGUUGUAGAAGGAAGUAACCUGCCACACAUUGUGGGAAUUCAGAGAAACACUCCACCCCCCUCCCCUCCAAAAGUAAGCUAGACUUGAAAUAGUUGCCUGGGACUUUAAUUUGAGAAUCUAUGUUUGUAAUCAAAUACUAAAUUUAGUAAGUGGCUUUUUUUUUUCUGAAUUAGGCUGGCAGUUUAAUUUGUACUGGAAUUCUUCUAUUUUCUGGCAGGUAAAUGUACAUCAACUUUGCAAGUUAGCUUACUAUGUCAAUUUUUUUUAAAGCUCUUUAAACUUAAAUUGUAACAAUUUCAACCCCUGAUAUCGUGUUUGCCUUAUAACAAAGAUGGAUUUUUUUCAAAUGCUGCUUUCUUACUUUUUUACUUACUUAAAUGUACUUAAUCCUGUUUGAGCAAAAGCUCCACAUGACGCCUAGUGCAUCAAUUGCUAGAGCUGUAUAGCAGAUGACCAUUGUUGAGUCUGGUUCCAGGCCCUCCUUGCCUCUUUUGCCAUGGUGGUGGUUGGCUUUAUCCAAUUAGAGUGUGGUGUUGGCAUAGAAGUUGCUAUAAUUCCUUGUCUGCCCUGUCCUGUCCUGUUCAUCUUGUUUCACUCUUCUUAGAAGAAGACCAAGGGCUAGGUCUAUAAUAUGAAUUUUUGUUAUCAUCCAAACAAAAAUCAUUUUCACAAGAAACAUUUUGCAGUCUAAUUGUAAUGAUUGUGCCUUUUUGGAGAAGUUGGGAUUGGCACAUUACUGGAGAAACUUUUUAAUUUUAUAACUGUACCUCAUAAUAUACUUUUUUUGUAAUUGUACUUUGAUUUAUUUUGUACUAAAAAAUAUUUUACCAUUUCUUUGUUUCAGUUGUUAUUUAGUUGGACUAAAAAAGGACAGAUCAUAUGGAAAGUUAGCUCCGUAUGGUGCAUACUUCCUUAUGGCUGGAUGGUUAACAUUUGCAUUUUAACUACCUGAUGAAGAUGGGAUAACUUUGCUGGCUAAAAUAUGUGAAUGGGCAAAACCUCAUUUUAACAAUCAACUGAGUUUCUUGACUUGCUUACAGAGUUACACAGUAGCUUCUAUAGAAACUAAAGCAAUUUUUAGUCUAGUGUCUAAAGUAAAUCAGGAUUUCUUUAGUUUUUACUUCACUUUGCUCUUUGAUUGGUCCAGAAAAGUUGAACCACCCUCUCAACCAAUCAAAUGAAAAGACUGUAAUUAAUCACGUGAUGGUCUCUCUCGUUUUCCCGGACUGUGCUCUGAUUGGCUGUAGUGAUCACUUUGGCUAUGGUUUUACAACAUGUAAUUGAAAGGCUCUCUUGUCCCAUGGUUUAUGACAUGAGAUAACUUUGUUCGGUAACAAACUACUGAAACAAAGAACUUAUCGUGCCACCCGGGAUCCCUUUAUGUCUUACCUUGAAAAAGCGCCGCCGGACCCAAAUAUUGGACGGUCAUUCCUAGUUUCUUAAAUAUAGAAAAGCGCUGCCCUAAAAAGCCCACACGAUUUCUAGAACAAUGCGGAUAGCGGCACACUCUUCUAUGACUACUUCGUGUAAUUGUUUGGGUGCCGUUGCUAUGUUUUCCGAGUGAUGUUUUAUUGUCACAGAUCUGCAGAUUGUAAGGAAACCGCGAUUACAGGUUAAAAUUUUUUGUAUUGGUGGCCUCACGCAAAGCUGUGUCAAAUUGGCGUGUUUAAAAAAAAACGCAGAAUCCAUCGGCGAUAUAGGAAAAGAUUUUGCGCUUAUGGCGUCCUGAAAAAAUCACGAUUCCUACCUAAAAGCAGUUUUCCAGUUUCCAAUGAGAAAAGAGUAGAAUUGCAUACGCCCACUAACAAUAUCUUUGCACACUCUGUUGCUAAUAAAACGCCCACAUAUUCCGCUAAGCGUUGGAGGACUUAAAGAAUUCUAGAUUAUUCUGAAUAAGCAAAGAGCGAUGGUGAAUUAUUCUGAUGUCCCAAGGAAAUUUUAUAAACUCACAUUCAAUACAAUCUGCAAUUUACAAAUAAAAACUGUCAAAAGUGCUAAGCCUCAACAGUCGAACCCUUGGGAGUACCUGGCGUCUAAAAUAAAGGAAUAAAGGAAAUGAUAACCAAUUUCAGGAGCUCCUGAUUGUCAAACAAAUUCUCCUCUUCAGUAACAUAAAAAAAGUGAAUCGACUAGUGUGGAGAAUAUGAGGACAAAUUUUCAGGAUAUAAAGGGUUGAACGUUCGCGGUUUUUUCAGUGCGAUCAAUCAUUUUCGAGGAGACGAUUCAGUAGCU